CCUUCCUUUUUAGUUCCUCUCCAUAACUUAUCUUUUCACAUCUACUCUCUCUCUCUACAUUUAUAUCUAUAUAUAUUCUCUGAACCCAUCUUACAUUCAAGAUCAAAUAAAUAAAAAAGCUUUUGAGAAACACAACUUUUCUAUCAAAUAAGGUUUUGUUUUUGUUGCUGGAUCAGAUAUUUUCUUUUCUUUUAGGGUUUAAGGUUUCUUGGGUGAUAGAGAAAGAUGGAAGCGUUUGGUGGGUUUCACAAGGAAGAUGAUGAGCAGAUGGUUUUGCCUCCUGGGUUUAGGUUUCAUCCAACAGACGAAGAACUCAUAACCCACUAUCUUCACAAUAAGGUUCUCAACAUUGAUUUUUCAGCUAAAGCUAUUGGUGAGGUGGAUUUGAACAAAGCUGAGCCAUGGGAGUUGCCAUAUAAAGCAAAAAUGGGUGAGAAAGAAUGGUACUUCUUCUGUGUGAGGGAUAGAAAGUAUCCAACCGGUUUGAGGACUAACCGGGCAACUCAAGCCGGUUACUGGAAGGCAACAGGGAAGGAUAAGGAGAUUUUCAGAGGCAAAUCACUAGUUGGUAUGAAGAAAACACUUGUUUUCUACAGAGGAAGAGCUCCAAAGGGGCAGAAAACAAACUGGGUGAUGCAUGAGUAUAGGCUUGAUGGGAAACUCUCUCCUCACAAUUUGCCCAAAACCGCCAAGAAUGAAUGGGUGAUAUGUAGAGUGUUUCAUAAAACUGCUGGAGGCAAGAAGAUACCUAUUUCGACGUUAAUGCAAAUAGGUUCUUAUGGAGGUUCCGGUUUACCACCUCUAACAGAUUCUUCACCAUGCAAUAACACAACCAAGACCGAACAGACUUACGUGCCCUGCUUCUCCAACCAAACUGAAACAAGAGGAACAUUACUUAAUUACUUCAGCAACAACCCUGCCCUUAGCUCUAUUCCACUAUACCUACCUCAAUCUCUCCAUGUUUCUGAUCCGGUUCUUACUCAAGAACAAUCGGUUUCUCAAGCGAUGUUUGAGAACAACAGAAGGCAGAGCUUCAAAACGUUGAGUAUCUCGCAGGACACUGGAGUUUCUAAUACCGAUAUUGAAUUUGGGAGGAGAGGAUUGGAUCAUCAAGAAGUUCCAUCUUCCUCCACUGGUCCGGUUGAUCUUGAACCAUUCUGGAGUUACUGAAGACUCAGAAGUUCAUUAUCUUAGGUCACAUGUAAGAAGAACUUCGCAAAGUGUUUUUUAUUUUUUCCUUUUAGCGUGGUGUGCUAAGUUUGUAUAGAUUAUUAUAUCACAACCUCAUACUCUUUAGUGUGUUUUUAUUAUUAUUAUACUAUUAGAGAGAAAGGAUA
This is a messenger RNA of Brassica napus (rape), 1337 nucleotides long. RefSeq names its product NAC domain-containing protein 79-like. Bases 226 to 1170 code for a protein of 314 amino acids. The record is from RefSeq and is a predicted model, not a curated record. Lineage: Eukaryota; Viridiplantae; Streptophyta; Magnoliopsida; Brassicales; Brassicaceae. Gene Ontology annotation, molecular function: DNA binding. Gene Ontology annotation, biological process: regulation of DNA-templated transcription. The transcript has 3 exons.